Messenger RNA from Brenthis ino (lesser marbled fritillary), 561 nucleotides. Lineage: Eukaryota; Metazoa; Arthropoda; Insecta; Lepidoptera; Nymphalidae. The record is from the annotation of a GenBank genome assembly.
AUGAUGCCUCUCGCACCGACUCCUGUGGUGGCGGUGCCAUCUAAGCCGAAGAUCGGAUUUAGUAUAGACAGUAUAGUGGGUGGUUCUGAGAGACCGAAGCAGGCGUCACCUCCGUUGGCGAGUCCAGGGUCGCCCUCCCCUGUGGCGUCCCCUCGAAGUCCUUCCCCCAGACCCUUGUUACGACCGAGUGCGUUACCAGCGGUGUUUCCAACUCCUGAACUGAAGAGGCUACCAUAUCUCGAUGCUCAGAGCCACCACCACCAGUUCCUGGCUCACUUCCAAGGGGCAGCACUGGCGGCUGCGCUUGCACAUCAGCAGCAAGGCUUUGGAGCUCCCCUACCUCCCCAUCCACCCCCUCAUCCUGCUGCACCAGUACCGAGAGAGUCGUACCAGCUCUACCCCUGGCUUAUCAACAGACAUGGACGAAUAUUUCCACACCGGUUUCCAGGAGGUAGGUGUUUAGUUACAUACUUACUGAAAGUUAUAUCUGUUGAAUUUGAUGAGAAACUUAACAGAUUAAGUAACUGUGCUAUUAGAGCUUUUAUAUUACCGUCGCUACUG